Molecule: messenger RNA, 10064 nt
Organism: Lymnaea stagnalis (great pond snail)
Lineage: Eukaryota; Metazoa; Mollusca; Gastropoda; Lymnaeidae
Source: the annotation of a GenBank genome assembly
AGGCAAAAUAAAAUAUGAGGCCAAAGGUCAUCAAAGCAGCUGGUUGAAGAGUUGCAGAGAAAAUUGAAAUAUUUAUUGAAUAAAAUUUUAAUACAAUGUCAAAACUAUCACAAUUUCGAGAAUUAGGCAAGAAAAUCAUAUGCGUUGGCCGAAAUUACAGGUUCCGUAUUUCAUAUAAUAUUGUAGUAUGUUAUUUCAUGUAUAUUAACUUUAUCUUCAAAUAACCACUGAGUCUGAGAGUCAAUUACCAUUAUUUAUACUAUAAUAAUAUUAUACUAUAUAUUAUUAUAUUAAAAAUAUAUAACGUAUAUAAAUUAUAUAUAUAUAUAUAAAUAUAUAUUAAUUAUUAUUAAACGAGCUGGGGUUGCCCGUGUAAAAUGCGAGGUGCAUAAUCUAUCAAAUUCAUGCUCUUGAUCACAUAAUAUGAGUAUGGGUCCUACGAAAAGCACACAAAAGAACACUUGUAUUGUUGUUCCCCACAAUGGCACCUGCUGUUCCCCACCAUGGCACCUGCUGUGUGGUGUUUUACUCAACUGUGUGCCUACUUAUGAUUGCUCUAUUAAAUUAUUAAAGCAUUGAUGUGUUUAUGGAGUGAUAUCCGGAAUCUCACCCCCCCACCCCCACCUCGCUUCAUUAUUGCUAAUAGUAAAUUGCAGUUGAAUUUGUUGUUUUUUAGAUUGAAAUACCAGUAAUAAUAUAAUUAAUAUGUCAUUUUUUACUGCACAAAUAUAUAUAAUAGUAUUAUAUUUUUAUACAGUAAAAACUAUUUAAAAGGGGUUAAACUGAAUUAGCUUUUAACGUCCAAUCGGUAUGUAUUAUAGAUAAUUAUUAAAUAAAUUUAAAUAUUCAUGUCCUGAAAGCUGCAGACGCUCGAGUUCAGAUCAAAAUUCAAUUAUUUGCACAAAAAGCCUUUGCUUUUUGUGCCAAAGGCAGUUCUAAAUUUGUGUGCCCCUUCCUUCUUCAAAUUGAUAUUAACUUAAUAAUUUUAAAAUUUUCUGCUGGAGAAGACAGGAGAUAUAUGGCCUAAAAUUAAAAUAUGUCUCAUUCUGAACUGAGAAUAAACAAUAAAACAUAAAUUAUUAAUCAGACUUUGAAUGAAUAAAAACUAAUUGGUUUGAAAUUAAAAAGGCUUUUAUUGAAAAGGGGUAACAAUAACAAGAAAAAUUCUUGACUUUCAGUUCUUUCACUUUCAGUAAUUUUUCAAAAUUAUAUUGGGAUCAUAACUACUACACUAUUCUACAAGUAUUAUUUUUCUGGCUUUCGGGAUAACAAAAGCACUUAUGACAUCUCCAUCAUCUAGUCAACGGGUAACAUCAUUUUCAGUAUAGCACAGCUUAAGAUGUGAUCCUUUCUUGAGUCAAAGCUGGUCAUAAAUAGGUUGUAAUCAAUUUUAAUUUAUAAAAACUUCUUACUGCAUUUUAAACAAUGACUGGAAAUUCAGCAAAGUUCGAAGAGAAAUUACUAACUUUGGCUACAUUUGGAAAAAAAAAAUCCAGACAUUGAUUCUUGUGCAAACAUUUAAGAGAGUUCAGUGAGGAUUUCUUGCAUGUCCGUUAUGUAAAAAUAGAAAUAUUUCUUUACAUAAUUCAAAUCCAUAAAUGCCUGAGAUAUGAGAUAAAUUUUUGCCAAUUUUAUAAAUCUUUACAAAUUUUCAUCCAUUCCUAACUAUUACGAGAGAAUGUUUGUGCUACCGAUAUUAUUAAAAUUGGUGCUUUAUUUCAUUUGUUCAAAACGUUCUGUCAAAGCAUCAAUUGCAUUAUCAACUAUUAUGACCAUUUCAUCAUAAUAACAGGCUUCAGGGUCUUUAAUAGGUAUUAAAGUGUAUUGUAAUUUAAUUGUUAUUUUUUUAUAAUUAAAUUGGUUAAGUGGCUUUUCUUGUGACAAACUCUUAACUUUGUUGUUGGUAUACAAAAAAAAACUGGCUAAACAUCUAUGGUUUCUGCAAGUACCUUCGCUGUAAUCUUUGUGUCCUGGAAACCUUUGAAUGUAUUAAAAAUGUAUCUGCUUCUUCCAUAAGUUUAAAAACAUUUACAAUCUGUUGGUUUUUUUUAAAUCUAAAGCGAAAACCAAUUAAAAUAGUAAAAAUAACAAUUAAUUUAAAAUAUACGUGGUUAUAAGAUAUAAGGAGAUAAAAACCUUGAUUUUUUUUUCGUUGUGUCACAAAGGUCUUUUUCUUGUAUGUUCCAAUCCUCCUCCUUUUUUUUUACACCCCCGCUGGUCGCAUUUUAUAAAUUCACAUUGACAAUAAGUAACUCAAAUAAUGUAAUGAUUCCCCCCCAUUUAAAAAAAAAAAAAAUAUACAAAUAGCUGGGGUUUUUUUCAAAAGAAAUGUAGUAUUUUCCAUACAUAAAAUGCCUAUAUUAUACUUAUAGAAACAAAAUGUUCUUUUUUAAACUGUUCGAUCAGCAUGCUAUCUGUAAAAAAGCUCACUACUUAAACUUAAACAAACCCUAUUUCAUCAAAAGUGUCCCAAUUAAAACUAUUAACCAUUCUUAUUCAUUGUAGUUUUAAUUGAAAGUAUUACUAACAGUUACAGUAAAAAAAAAAAAGCAUUCCACUAAAUGUACUGUCAUUAAACAGCGCUAAUGUUUUCAGUUACAAAAUCCCAAAUUAUUUCAUAUAAAUAGCUAUUUUGGUUGUGAAAUGAUAAUCACAAGUGUCUAUCAGUUGUAUCCAGCAAAAAUCUUUGAGAAAAAUGUGAGUGUCACCUCUUGAACUUGUUAAAGUUAAAUGGUAAAACUAAAAUCCUCAUUUAAACUUUCUUCAAAUAUCAUGUAAUAGGUCAAAUAAAAAAAAUAAGGGUUGCUUUAUCAUAGGCACUAACUAUAUGACAUAAAAUCUUAUUAGAGAAAAUAUUUUUGACAAUUUUUAAUGAAAUAUCCCAAGACCUGUCUACAGUUUUUGGUUCAAACAAAAUUGUUACAAUAUGUGUUUUCUCAUAACAAACUUUGACCUACAACUUAUAGUACUUAUAGGCAUUUUCAAGCCCAAACAUGUCAACUUUGCACCCCGCCCCCUUAUUUCCUAUUUCGUUUAACUAAACAUCACGAAGCAAAACAUCAAUAAACACGGUGCAUAAUGACGGCCUGGAUGAAAGAGUUGUUUGUACUAUAAAAUCUCGAAAAAGAAAGAAAAAAAGCUCAACACGAGAAAAAGACAAAUCAUUUCGUCAAUCAAGCGGAGGAAAGAUCCCCUCGGUUAGGUGUAAUCACAAUACAUGGUUCUGCAAGGUGAGUUACCGGUAACUUUAUUAAAAAAACACAGAAUUUCAUUUUACAUUAUUAUUAUUAUGGUUAUUACACAUCAGAAGUGUUAAGGAAAUGAAAAUAAAAAGUUGCUUUACAGAGUUAGCUGUGUUAUUUAUUACACAUUCAAUAUUUCACAUGCAGAUCCAGCCAUGACAGAAGAAAAGGGUGCCCAAGGACAGAAAUAUUUGCCCUCUGAUUUGAAUGCAAAUAAGAAGCAUCAAUUUUUCCUGGAACAAAACCAAACUGCUAUUGAAGAUGAUGCACGCUCUGAAUAAGACACUUCAUUAUUUUCUAUUUUGUCGUUGUUCUAAAUUCAAAUAAAAUGAUUUGUGAAUUGAACAUUAUCUUGUUUACUUUUGUUUAGAAUUCAGAUUUAUAAAAACAAAUCAUGCAAACUUAUAUCACUCUAAACAUUACACUAUGACAAGCGACUUUCCAGCAUUUAUAAUACUGUUCUGUUAAUUAAUAUAUCAAUAAAAACAUUAAUCAUACACAAUUAUAUAAUGUAUAUGAUACAAUUUAAUUUAAUUUUUUAUGUUAGUGGUUUUUAAUCUUUAAACAACUUGAUUUAUUUGCUACCCGGAAUAAUGUUAUGCUAUCAAAAUGGAUAUACAGCAUUUUGUUGCUAAUUUAUAGGUGGAUACACAGCAUUUUGAAAAGAAAUAAGAAAUUCAGCAAAGUAAAUAAAUACAUUUUAAUUAACCUACAUUUCAAUUUUCAUCAAAAUCUAACUUAUAUUUUGAAUAUAUAUCUAAAUUAGCAUUUACUUUUCCGAAAGUUUGAGCCAUCAUUAUGUAGCAGAAAAAGUCGAUUAUCUCAAAACGCCAAAAAUGGAGAUACAGCAUUUCGAAAAUCGACUCACCAUAUGUUCUUGUUAGUUUCAUCUAAGACCAAUCACUUUGCAUGCUUAAGGCUGCAUACAGCUUGCAUAUUUGAAAUCUAUUAAUUAUAAUGUUGGUGAGUGGGCCAUAAAUAAAUAUUAUAAACAUUACAAAUAAACUUUAAUAAGAAAAAAAAAAUCUUAACAUUUCAGAGAACAUGCUGCUGAGUUAGGCAAUCCAAUACCUAGUAAACCAAUUCUCUUUUUGAAACCAACUUCUGCAUAUAUCACUGAAGGCCAAAUGAUAAAGGUUGGUACUUAACUUUUCAAAAAUAAAUUUAUAACAGGUGUCCCAACUUGUAGACCAGUAUUUUAAUUAAUUAGACCAAAGAUGUUCAUAGAUUUCACAAUUAAUGUAAGGGAAGGUUGUUUUUUCAAAGCUAAUAAUAAUAAAUAUGUGAAAUGACCAGAUGAUAGAAAAAUAGUGAGAGCUAAAAAAAGUUAUUUGACUUAUUGUGGAAUGAUAAUGAUGGAUUAUCAUCACUGAAAAUAUAUUAUUAAUAAUUGUUAAUAUUGACUAGAUUCCCCUGGGGUGCAGUGAUCUCAACCACGAGGUAGAGUUGGGAGUCGUCAUUGGAAUUCGUGCCUCAAAAAUCAAACAAGAAGAAGCCAUGAAAUAUGUUGGGGGCUUUGCCCUUGGUCUAGAUAUGACAGCUAGGGAUUGGCAGUCAGAGGCCAAGAAAAAUGGUCACCCUUGGUGUCUAGCUAAGGGGUUUGAUACAUCAUGCCCUGUUAGUGCUUUUAUUGACAAAGAGAAGGUAAAUUUCGUAGAUCAUUGUGUUUUUCAAUUUAUAAUACAGUGGUACCUCAGUAUACGUCCUUAAUCCGUUUCAGAUCUUUGGACUUAUACUACCAAACAUGACGUAUACCAAACGUAUUUUUCCCAUAAGAAAUAAAGGGAAAAUUAUUAAUCUGUUCCCAUGAAGAAAAAAAUCAUAUUGUUAUUGGCAUAUUAUACUAUAUGUGGUUGUAUCAAAUAAUUUAAACACUGCUUAAUAUUAAUACUAAAAUACAUAAAUAAAAAGAACUUAGGUGAAAUAAAUGAAAAUUUAACCUCACGUUACAUUGGUGAGAAGAGUCAAGUGCUUACUAAUAAUAGUAAUAAUAUCGUGCUGAGAAGGAGGAGAUGUUGUUUUGAAGGAGAGUCCGCUUCCAAUAAAACUUCAGGAAUAUGACAUUGUUUUUUCUUUUUUUCUGUCUCUUUUCCCUAGUUGACCCUGUUUGAGGCUCACUGGGUUUGACUUUUACAAAAAAUCUGUCUAAAGAGCUUUGCUUUUGACUUCUCCUCAGGAUGUUUUGAAAAUGUGACAUUGUGUGUUCAUUCCAGACAAUGCUACUAGUACUAGGACUUAUUUAGGCUUUGUUGGAGUGGUACUUCUAUGCAAAGUUUUUGACAUCCAUCCAUUUAGUCAUUUAGCAAAGAUUUCCUUGAUUAAUUAAGUAGGAGCUUCCUCUAUCUCCUCCUCCACAGAGCCUGAAAAGAAUGCAUCCAUCCUAGUCUUUGCACGAUGUGUCAUUUUGAUACAUAUAAAGUAAGUUCUAGCACGCACGCGAGUCGUAUUCCAAAAGAAGGACGUGUACCAAGCAAAUGUUUCUCGUCCAAACAGGACGUAUACCAAGUUGGACUUAUUCCAAAGCAGACAUAUACCGAGGUACCACUGUACAUUGAUCAUUGUGUUUUUCAAUUUAUAACAUAUUUUAACAAUAUACAUUUUCAACAUUUUGAAAAUGUAUUCCCAUAAUUCUUUGAUCAUAAUCCUCUCAAUCACUCAUGUGUAUUUUUUUCUUUCAAAUUAGAUUCCAAAUCCCAACAAUGUCGACAUUUGGCUCAAGGUUAAUGGAGAGACCAGACAAUCUGGUAACACUAAGGACAUGAUUUUCUCAGUAGAGCAUUUAAUAAGUUAUGCUAGUCAGUAUUUUACCUUAGAACCAGGAGAUUUACUGCUUACAGGCACACCAUCUGGUGUCUCAAAACUUAAUCUAGGUGAUGUUAUUCAAGCUGGCUUAGGUAAUAUUAUCUCAGUUCAGUUUACAGUUAGCUAGAUUGCUUUUCCAAUAGUGGCAAAAAAGGAUUACAUUUGCCCAUGGAAAUAUCUGUGGCGCUUUAAAAAAAAGCAACACCCUAACCUGACUCAUAUAACCAGAUUUGGUGAAUAUUAUAUUUCAUUACAAUAGGAUUUUAAGCAGAUGCAACGAAGAAUUUAGUUUGCUAUUGAAUUUAAAAUGUUUGUGUUUAUUUUGUAUGAAGUAGUGAAGAUUUCACGAUUUGAUUUGUUUUCGUGCAAUGUAUUACUAUUAUAUUUCAAGACUAGAUGAAUAAAACUUGAAUGAAAAAAAUGGACAAAGCUACAUGACAUUUUAAAAUUAAAUUUAUUCUGCGAGAUAUCUGUAUCCAGCACCCCUCAAACCCAAAAGGCAAAACUAAAAGAUCAGCAUAAACAACUUGCAAUAAAUAGCAUUUUGGUUUUUGUGUAAAUUAGUGUCAGAGAUGGACAUAAAACACAAGUCAUUUCAACUAAGGAAGCUUACAAGUUCUGUUUCAACAAUCAUUCUUACAAUAAACUUUAUCUACAAUCUCACUUGUUUGUAAAUACAUUUGAAACAACAUAAUUAAUAAUGAAGGGGCAUUUAUCAACAAAUGAUUUCUUUACAUUGCAUUCCUGUUAACUGGUACACCAUGGGCUCAUACUAUAAAAUGUGGGUCAUUCGGUAUUAGCAUUUUCUUGGUCAUACUAAGUCAGAUAAAUUACAUAUAUAGCUGAUAUACAUUGUGUCCCAAUGAUUCUGAUUACAAAGAGUAUGAUAGUACUUCUACAUGACUGGGCACCAUCAUCCCAGCAUAGAAUCCGAGCUAAUGCUGGACAAUUUCAGCAAAAUACUUUUAGCCCAGUGAAAUUUAUAGUAGAUCACUUCAAAGAAUUUUAUAUUUUUUAAAUUCUGUACAUAGUGUUACAGACAUUUUGCUCACCUAGCCUUUAAUGAAAGACAGUCAUUCAUUUUGUUAAUAAUGGCCCAUAUAUCAGAAACAGGGCAAUCUGUCUGCCCUAUCAUUAAACACUGUUGCGGUACCAUUGCAGACCUUCAAAGGCAGGGUUUGUUGGAUUCCAUUAGCAUAUAUGAUAGAAAGAAGAAGAAGUAAUAGAUAGGAAACUGUCCAUCUUAAGGAAGGCUGAUCCAUGUGCAAAGAACACUCUUUAAUAAUCGUCCAAAUCAAAAUCUUCAUAUAAACCUUCUUGCAAUGAGGGAUCCAGUGCCUGGAAGUCCACUUGAUACCUUAAGAUACCUAGUUGGGAAAAAAACAUGAAAUACAUCAUGAUUUUAUAAUCCAAUUAAUAAGUUCUGAGUAAACAAAAUUCUCAACAAUGUAUAAUUGAUAUAGAAACUUAACUAGUGAUCGGUUUAUUUAAAUGUGGAAAAAUAAACUUUUAUUAAUUCUUUAAGAGCAAGUUUUGCAUUAAAUUUUCAGCAGAAAUGUAAUGAAAAGUACUUGAAAAAUAAAGUAUACAUUUUUAAAAUUGUUUUUAUAAAAAUAAGUUUUAAAUUGGUAGCAUUAAAAAUAAAUUUAGCCCUUGCAUUUUAUAUAGUGUCACUCAUGAGGCAUCCAUAAAGGAGAAACAGGAAAGGGUUUUUGGGUGUUCCAUUCGGGGUGGGGGGAGAGAAUUGUUAAAAUAAAAUUUGAUUUUCAACAAUUGACCACCUUAAUGUUUUUCAUAUAUUACAUUUCUAUACAAACGAAUUUCAUGGUUUUUUUUUAAAUCCUACAAUUAUGAAUCUUAGUCUUAAGGCCUAAAUGCAAUAAAAAUUGAAAUUCAAUUUUGUUGUAAAGUAGCAUCUAGACUGCUGUUUUUCACCCACUAAUUUUGGUUAUCAGGAUGUGCUAGGCUAAAAAAAAAAAAGCUUUGGAAAAGCUGCAGUAACUAUGUGAAGCUGCAGUAACUAUGUGAAAAUUUGUGUCGUGGCCAGCUUAUCUCAAGGCUUUUAUGAUUGGGCAAAUAGAUCAGCCUUUCCUCUAACUUGCCUUAACACUCUGGGCCGAUAGAUUGGCGUGGCCAUAUCAAAAAGGUUAAUUUCUCCACAAAAAAAAAAUGAUCCAAAUAUUUUUAAAGUCUACUCCAGGAAUCUGAUUAUUAGCUUUUUUAAGUCAAGUAAUGCAGCAUUAUAGAACAUAAAUAGUAAUCAGGUAAUUUGUCUUUACCUCCUAUACCACCAAAACCCUUGACAAACUGAGCUCCUUCCUGUGACUUAUCUGUAAUAAUUUCAAGAGUGGCACCUAAAAGCAGACAAAAUGUUAAUUACUUUAAAUUUUAUGUACAUUUAAAAUACUAUAUUUCAAAUUUCAUUUGGUCUGUCCUAAUAAAUAGUCAAUAAUAGUCAUUAGAAAUAGAAACAUUACUAUGAAAUUACAUUGGAAUAGCCAAAAAUUGACAAAACGAUCUUUUACAUAUGACCAAAGAAUACAGAGAGCAUUUUAACUUACCAAAAUUUUUAUAAUUGUUGGCAAACCACUCCAGCAAAGGCAUUUGCUCUAUCAAUUCUAAUUCAACUCCUGUCUAAAUGAGAAAAAACAUUUUAUAAGAAAGUCAAAAGAAAAUACAACCUUUAAAGUUGCAAUAUUUUAAAUAGUUAUUAAAUAAGUGGCCUUUAACUUUAACACAAAUUGCUACUUAAAGCGAGAAUCUGUCCAUCAAUAAUUCCCCCCUGACCAAUAAACAAUGCUGCUGGGUAGCUGUCCAUGGCUUGACAUGUAAAUAGUUCUUAAAUGUUUGGAGUGAAUAUACAUUGGUUUUGUUUUAUUUAAUUAAUGUAAGUUAAUUUUUAAGAUCAUGAUUAUGUUUGUUAAAUUGUAUGUACAGCGUGGUGAGCUAUAUAAAACCACCACUAAUAAUAAUAUUAACAUCCCGUUUUCCUAAUUAUUUAAAAAUAAUACACUUAUUUAGCAAACAAAUACACUUGUUUUAUCUGUUGUAAAUACAUUGCUUCCAAGAACUCUAAAUAUUCAGAUAUCACAACCAUUCAAAAUUAUGAAUGAUAAGAAAGCAAUUUGGAAUCCUACCUCUUUGUCUGUGAAAUAAGUUUUAUCUUUUUCUUGAUCCGGCCGUAGGUGUAAAAUUUUUUCCUCUGUUGAUUAAAAAGAAAUUUGAAAUGUUGCGUUAACGAUAGAACAGAUCAUUAUAACACACUUGUUUUGUUAUAAAAGAAGCACAUUAUUUUAACAUAGCGUUAAUUAUAUUUUUUCAUGGAAUAAUUUGAUAAAUUUCCUUGUUUAUAGGUUUAUAAGCCAAUAUUUUUUUUAAUCCUACAUUUUUUGCUACACUUCUUUAAUUUAUAGAAACAGCAAUGAUUAGAAACAGCAAUGAUCCAAUGUCAUACACAUAAAUGCAAUGAGAAACACCAUUUUUAAACCAUUCAACUGUCAAUUCAGAUUCCCAGUCAAAGAGAAAAAACUCCAUGUGUACAAAUAGUAUUGAGUACAAUAUAAAAGUUAAGAAACAAAUGGAAUGAAAUACAUUUUGGAUUAUAAUCAAAUGACCAAGAGGAUCACAUUUAUAAAUAAUUGCUUCAUGUGUUGUUUUAUUAUGCUAUCUUCUAAUGGCUUUGUUGUGUGACUUAUUCUAAUUUAAACUACUGAAAAGUACUCUUCGCAUGAUCUUCACUUAAAGAAUAAAGUUAAUGCUACUGUUACCAUAAAUGAUUUUUUUGCUAUCCAACCAUAUUUAUUUAUUUUCUUAACAUAGUUUAAUACCCUAAUAAAGAGAUGUACACAGAUAUCAGUGCAUGAGAAAUGUAGGGAAAAAAUGUAUCUGUGACAGACACAUUUUAUAUGAGUCAUAUGAGAAUCAACCAUUAACACUUAAUUUAAAUUACUUCAAUAGAUUUUCCAGGAAAGACACUUCUUUAUUACCCGUGCAAAUCUUGAAACUAGGUUCAGAGAGCAU